GCGAGAGCAGCCGUUCAAAGAAGAGCUACUGAACCACCACAACUUGGCUGAUUACAUUAGGUCCUGAGGGUAAUCUGUCAAAAAAUGUCAAAAGUCAAUCUCAGCAUUGUGGCAAUCACCAUUCUUCUGGUGGUGGGGACACUGGCACAGAAUCCUAAGAAACCACUGAAACAACCAAAGCCAUCCAAGGCUCAGUGCUGCGAUGAGGUGCGCUCUCUCAAGGUUCAAGUGGCCAAUUUGACCAGUCUCCUGGGGGAGCUGAGUCGCAAGCAGGAGGUAGACUUUAUGAAUGUAGUGAAGCAGAUCAUGGACCUGGACAAGCAGAACCGACAGCAGGAAGCCAGGGUAACUGAGGCCGAGAGCAAGUACUCCGAAAUUAACAACCGUGUGGAGAUCAUGCAGCUUCAGACUGUUCAAUCAGCUCCUCAGACAACAUCAGAUGCCAUAUAUGACUGUGCAUCACUCUACAGCAAGAACUACAAGAUCUCUGGCGAGUAUAAACUUCCAAAAGAUGAGUUCCUAGGAACACCUGAGCUUAAUGUGUUCUGUGAUAUGAAGACAAAUGGGGGUGGCUGGACUCUAAUCCAGAGGCGUAAAAUUGGCCUGACGUCAUUUAACCGUGACUGGAAGCAGUACAAAAGCGGAUUUGGAUCCAUCCGUGGAGACUUCUGGCUUGGCAAUGACCACAUAUUUCGUCUAACAAGGCAGCCCAGUGUGCUAAGGAUUGAGAUGGAGGACUGGGAAGGAGAGACUCGUUAUGCUGAGUAUGGGUUUUUCACUGUGGCCAAUGAGCUCAACAGCUUCAGGCUCUUCCUUGCCAAAUACCGUGGGAAUGCUGGAGAUUCCCUGCGCUACCAUAACAACACCAACUUCAGCACCCUUAACAAAGACAAUGACAAAUGUGUAGAUGACUGUGCUUCAUUACGCAAAGGUGGUUACUGGUACAAUUGCUGCACCGACUCAAACUUGAAUGGAGUUUUUUACCGCUAUGGUGAGCACAUGAAGAGCACAGAUGGGAUCACUUGGUACGGAUGGCACGGUCCCAACUAUUCCCUCAAAAAAGUAGAGAUGAAGGUCCGGCCUGUAAAUUUCCAGCCAUAAGUUUUACAGCUGUACAUCCUGGAUUGACAUCACACAAGCGUUCCCUUAUACAAGAUAGACCAAAUGAUGGCUUGCCCUCAGCUGCCAAAGGAGGGCAAUUUGUCUGUGGCCUGAUUAGGUUUGAAUCAGUUGAAUGUUACGCUGGUAUUCGGUGUGAUUGUAAAUUGUAGUUGUGUGUAGUGUAUUUAUCAAUAAAAUAUUGUAUUUUCUAAAAUCUUAUAUAGUUUUUUUUUUAUCACUGUACCACACGUGGCUGGAUUAUGACUCAUUUAUAGGACUUGCAAAAUAAAGAAAGUGCCCUCCCCACUCUUAUUCAGUACCAUUAAUGGAGAUUACCAAAGAUGCAUUAUAGCAAGAUAAAUACAAUCUAUUUCCUUUAUGAGUAAAACUUAAUUUCAAUAUUAUAAUUUUAGCUAUGGGACCAAUAAUAUUGAAAUUAGGCUGCACUUUUUUGAGAGGGUGGGGGGCUGCUGAUGUAUGAAACUUCUCAUUUUUAAAAAGUGCGCAGAGCUGUAUGUAUGCAGUUUACAUGU
This is a messenger RNA of Corythoichthys intestinalis (scribbled pipefish), 1634 nucleotides long. RefSeq names its product angiopoietin-like 7 (gene angptl7). The record is from RefSeq and is a predicted model, not a curated record. Bases 85 to 1101 code for a protein of 338 amino acids. The transcript is spliced from 5 exons. Lineage: Eukaryota; Metazoa; Chordata; Actinopteri; Syngnathiformes; Syngnathidae.